Messenger RNA from Medioppia subpectinata, 291 nucleotides. The record is from the annotation of a GenBank genome assembly. Lineage: Eukaryota; Metazoa; Arthropoda; Arachnida; Sarcoptiformes; Oppiidae.
CAACCCGCUGCUUUUACUAAUAAUGAUGAAUACAGUCCACGGCGUCUCUCCGGGCUGUACUACCCGUCCGUUUUGAAGGCCAGCAAACAUUAUAUCACUGGAUGUAUGGAAUGGAAAGCACGGACUUGUAAAUUACUGACAUUAUUAACCGUGGUUAUCUAUCAGUGUUAUUGUGUAGAAAUAUGUGAUGAGAUCAGUAAAGUACCAGGCACAGAUGAUGAAUAUGAAAAGAUUUGCGUAGACCCAGAUUAUGUUGAUGACAUUGAUCAGGAUGAUUUAUGUAAACAUAAU